AUAAGGCAGGUAGCGUCAUGGAUGACGCUGGAUGCCUUGAACCUCCACGUGACCGCGUCAACCACAUCCCCACAACCGGAACAUCUAACAGCACUACACAGGAAGCAAGUACGCCCAUAUCGAUCGAUCGGAUCGGAUCGGAGGUGAAGAAGAUGGCCGGAGCAGGCGAGCUGAAGCUGCUCGGGAUGUGGGCGAGCCCGUACGUCAGCAGGGCGAAGCUCGCGCUCCACCUCAAGGGCGUGAGCUACGAGUACGUCGAGGAGGAUCUCGGCAACAAGAGCGAGCUCUUCCUCAGCUCCAACCCGGUGCACAAGACGGUGCCGGUGCUCAUCCACGGCGGCAGACCCGUCUGCGAGUCGAGCAUCAUCGUGCAGUACAUCGACGAGGCCUUCCCCGGCUCCGGCGUCUUGCUCCUCCCCGCCGACCCCUACGAACGCGCCGUCGCUCGCUUCUGGGCCGCCUACAUCGACGACAAGCUGGCGGCGCCGUGGGGGAAAGUGUACAGGGUGGAGACGGAGGAGGAGAGGGCCGAGUACAUGAGGCAGACGCACGCGGCGGUGGACGCGCUGGAGGGAGGACUGGAGGAGUGCUCGAAAGGGAAGGCCUUCUUCGGCGGCGACGGCGUCGGGUACGUCGACGUCGUGCUGGGUGGCCUCGUGUCGUGGGUGCGCGCCGGUGACAGGCUCUCCGGCGGCAGGCUCUUCGACGAGGCCAAGACGCCGCGGCUGGCGGCGUGGCUGGAGCGGUUCGGCGAGCUCGACGCCGCGAAGGCCGUCCUGCAGGACGUCGACAGGGUGGUCGAGUACUCGAAGCAGUUCCUGCCAAAACAGCACCCCGCAGCUAGCUGGUCCACGAAAAUGGCAGGACGAAACGAGCAGAAGCUGCUCGGGAACUGGGCGAGCGCCUACGUGACCAGAGUGAAGCUGGCACUCCACCUCAAGGGCGUCACCUACGAUUACGUCGAGGAGGACCUCCGCAACAAGAGCGACCUCUUGCUGGAGUCCAACCCGGUGCACAAGACGGUGCCCGUGCUCAUCCACAACGGCAGGCCCAUCUGCGAGUCUCAGAUCAUCGUGCAGUACAUCGAUGAGGUCUUCUCCGGCGACGGCGAAUCCCUCCUCCCCGCCGAUCCCCACGAGCGCGCCGUGGCCCGCUUCUGGGCCGCCUACAUCGAGGACAAGCUAGUGGCGCCAUGGGAGAAGGUGUUCAGGGCCAAGACGGAGGAGGAGAGGGCCGUGUGGAUGAAGCAGAUGUUCGUCGCGGCGGACGCUCUGGAGGGGGGACUGAAGGAGUGCUCCAAGGGGAAGGGCUGCUUCUUCGGCGGCGACAGCGUCGGGUACGUCGACGUCGUGCUGGGCGGUGCCGUCUCCUUCGUGCACGCCAACGACGUGAUCACCGGCGCCAAGCUCUUCGACGCCGCCAGGACGCCGCUCCUGGCGGCGUGGUUGGAGCGGUUCGGCGAGCUCGACGCCGCCAAGGCGGUGCUGCAGGACGUCGAGAGGGCGGUGGAGCACACCAAGAUGGUGCAGGCACGGAAUGCAGUCACCGGGGCAAGUAGUCACUGACUCGGUGUCACGAAAUGUGCUGACGACUACUGUUGAUAGCAUCGUUCAAUAUUAUAUCUAUUGUCGUUAAUUCCAGAUUGCUGAAGUAAUUCCUACUCCCUCCGACUCUCUCACAUUUAAAUUCAUGUUUAUCUUGUCUAAUCACCCUCUCACUCCUACUUAUACUUCAUUUAUUUUGGGGUGAAUGGAGUACCUAAAAUUGCGAAAUUAAUUGGUGCGGUCUUCUUGUUAAGCGUCGUGUAGUUCUGAACUUCUGAUGCAUCCAUUUCUAUCGCAGUGAGUUUC
This is a messenger RNA of Oryza brachyantha (malo sina), 1850 nucleotides long. RefSeq lists its product as uncharacterized. Gene Ontology annotation, molecular function: glutathione transferase activity. The record is from RefSeq and is a predicted model, not a curated record. Gene Ontology annotation, biological process: glutathione metabolic process. Gene Ontology annotation, cellular component: cytoplasm. The coding region runs from base 18 to 1565 and encodes 515 amino acids. The transcript is spliced from 4 exons. Lineage: Eukaryota; Viridiplantae; Streptophyta; Magnoliopsida; Poales; Poaceae.